GAGAUUGCUGGAGAAGAUCUUGAAGCCCACUUCCUUGGAUUCGCGUGUUGAUUUCAAAAUCAAAGCUAUCCAUAAAUCUCUAUAUAAAGAGACAUAGAGACGUCGUCUUCUUCACCUCUUCUUCACCGAGAAACCAAAAAGUUUCAUAACUAAAAUCCAGCAAUCUCUCUAUCUUUUAAGUAAGUGUUGUUUGAGAGUAUCGUAGAAACGAAGUUCGUUUAGAAUCCGUGUUUUUCUGUGUGCUUUUAAAACCGGAUUUGAGUGAUUGUAUCCUGCGGCUCUUGAAUUAAAGAAUCCCGUCGCACUGCGGGUGAUUCAAAGAGUUACGGAAAGAGAUUUAUUAUCUCGCCUUCACUCAAUAUCUCUUACCGUAACGUUUAAUCGUUUAUGCUGUUCUUGUAUGUCAAUCACACUUCCGUAGUGUUAAUAAUUUUCUGCUCCUACACUUUAAGCUUUUCGAAGAGAAAAAAUCAAGAAUCUGGUUUCCAGGAUUCAGACAGUAGUAAACCAUCUCCGUCUAAAGCACACGGACCAAAACCCUCUGAGGUUUACGGUUUUGUAGGAUCAUUGUGGACUAUUGUUGCCACUGUCAUCUUCUUGAUUUGGGCAUAUGUACCAGAUAAGUUCUUGGAGUCUAUAGGCAUUUAUUACUACCCAAGAAAGUACUGGACCAUGGCUAUGCCGACGUAUUCGAUGGUGAUUGUGUUGUUAGCUUUGGGGUUUUACAUUGCUCUCAACUUCAUGUCUACUUCAAACCCAACCUCUCUUACUACUUUGUUUGAUGAUUACAGCAGAGAAGCUGAGAAUCUUGACCCGGAGAUGAAAAAAGAAGACUUGCCAAUAGAUCCAAUCUCUGAUAUUAAUAUUACAAGAUUAAACGAUCUUAUGUUCAAUUCUUCGAGUCUCGCCAAGUCUUUGUUUGAAAGCUGAGAUAAUAAGUAAUAAGUAAGCUGUUU
This is a messenger RNA of Eutrema salsugineum, 956 nucleotides long. RefSeq names its product phosphatidylinositol N-acetylglucosaminyltransferase subunit P. The record is from RefSeq and is a predicted model, not a curated record. NCBI's taxonomy places the organism in Eukaryota, Viridiplantae, Streptophyta, Magnoliopsida, Brassicales, Brassicaceae.